ACCAGACCUUUCUGCUGCCGACGGGUUCAGUAUUCCAGUCAGCGGACAAACGUGAACAUGCAGCGAGCCACCAUCCAAACCCUGGCGAAGGCCGUCAAGGCCCAAGCACCUGCGCAAGUUCGCCUUCUGUCUUACACGGAGCGCCAAGCGCGCCUCGGGCGACCGGUGUCGCCGCAUGUGGAAAUCUAUGCGUUCCCCAUCACGGCGCUUUCGUCCAUCACGAACCGCGUGACUGGGACGGCAUUGUCGGGUGGGUUCGCUGCCGUCGGUGCGUUGUCCGUGAUUGGUGCGGACGUCCCGUCGUUGAUCUACUCUGCGCAAGAAAUCAUUCCGUUCUUCGCCCCUGUCUCCAAAUUCGUCGUGGCCUUCCCGAUCACGUAUCACUUCCUCUGUGGGGCUCGCCAAUCGAUCUGGGACAACAACCCGGACCUUCUGUCGCCUCCGCAAGCCGCCCCCACGAGCUACGCCCUUUUUGGCGGUGCCGCGGUGCUGAGUUUGGGUGCCGCUGCCAUCACCAUCAAGCGAGAAUAAUUAUACAGUCGUAUCUCUCUCUCAAAUGUAAACCCAAUGCUUGCUUCUGCAGCAGUAACGCUCCAUGUCGUCCACGUACGAUUGCAAAUACGGUAAUGACGAUUUCAUGGUUUGGGAA
Molecule: messenger RNA, 649 nt
Organism: Aphanomyces astaci
Lineage: Eukaryota; Oomycota; Saprolegniomycetes; Saprolegniales; Verrucalvaceae
Product: succinate dehydrogenase, cytochrome b556 subunit
Exons: 2
Coding region: 58-531 (157 amino acids)
Biological process (GO): mitochondrial electron transport, succinate to ubiquinone; tricarboxylic acid cycle
Cellular component (GO): membrane
Molecular function (GO): succinate dehydrogenase activity; electron transfer activity
Source: RefSeq, a predicted model, not a curated record